Molecule: messenger RNA, 2822 nt
Organism: Spizellomyces punctatus DAOM BR117
Lineage: Eukaryota; Fungi; Chytridiomycota; Chytridiomycetes; Spizellomycetales; Spizellomycetaceae
Product: PAS domain S-box protein
Exons: 14
Coding region: 82-2634 (850 amino acids)
Biological process (GO): phosphorelay signal transduction system; phosphorylation
Molecular function (GO): phosphorelay sensor kinase activity; protein binding
Source: RefSeq, a predicted model, not a curated record
GUGCAAGAUUUUUGAUCAGCGACGGACCUGCCUACGCCUCCAAUAACAUCACUUGGCGGCAUAAGGCCUCCAGGCCAUAAAAUGGCAACUGCAAUAUUGGAUUCAGCGUUAAUACUGGAUGCUUGUCAGUACGCAAUAUUUGGAUCCGAUUGCCAUACGGGCGUGAUACACACUUUUAAUCGGGCCGCCGAGUGCCUUACCGGCUUUGAUUCGUCGGAAGUCAUCGGUAUCUUGUCUCCACUUCAUUUUUUGGACCCAGCGGACGUUCAGGCGUAUAAGACAGUUCUAUCGCAGGCCCAACGCUGUGGAGUGCCACAAGAACUUGCCGCUACGUAUAUUCGAAAAGACAGCUCGCGUGUGCCUGUGAAGCUCUCUGUUAACUGUGUCGGCGCCUCACGCUCUCGUGACGCCCCUAUCGUUGGGUUCGUAGCGGUGGCUGUUGAUAUGUCUGAACAGAAGCGCAUGGAAAAGCAAAUGCGCGAGCUAUCGACGGCAAUGGAGAAUGCAGUGGAAGGAAUAGCUCGUGUGGACGUAAAAGGGCAUUACACUCUUGUAAAUAAAGCAUAUGCAGCAACACUGCUGUAUGAUCCCGAGGAGCUGAUUGGAAAAAGCUGGGAGUCCACGUUAUACCGUGACUCAGAAGAAAAAGUCAAUGAAGCAUAUCGAAGCAUGAUCAAAGAAGGAAGAGGGGUGGCAGAAGUGCGUGCGGUGCGACGGGAUGGGCAGACGUUUUACAAAGAAGUAACGCUGGUACCAUGCUACGACGACGAUAAAGGGGAAAUUGUCGGACAUUAUUGUUUCAUGAGAGACAUCACAGACAGAAAAACACAAGAGGAAAGUCUUCGCAUCAGCCAGUUACGUCUCCAGGAGGCCCAGGCAAUCGCUCAUCUCGGAUCGUGGGAAUAUAAUGUUGCGACAGGCUCCAUAAGUUGGAGUGACGAACUUUGUAGGAUAUUUGGAAUAGAACCCACCGAACGCAGUGGUAGCAAGAACUUUGGCAUGGAGGAAUACAUGCAGCUCCUGGUGGACGAAGAUCGACCAUUGAUAUUAUCUUCCAUUGACCAGUGUGUGCAAACAGGAACUCCUUAUGAGGUGGAUCAUCGUAUACGACGAGCGGAUGGGCAUGUCCGCGUCCUUUGCGGACGGGGCCGUGGUAUUAUGGAUGCAGAAGGCCGUCUGACCAAGUUGAUAGGCACAGCACAGGAUGUGACGGAACAAAAACAAACAGAGCGUGAACUUAUUGCGGCAAAAGAAGAGGCCCUGGAAGCAUCGAGACACAAAUCUGCUUUCCUACGGAAUAUGUCUCACGAAGUUCGAACUCCAAUCAAUGGCAUUACCGGAAUGACGUCCUUGCUAUUGCAAACGAAUCUUACACCUGAGCAAGCGGAGUACGCCAAUGGGAUUCGAGCGUCUGCUAGCGUUCUUUUGACGGUGGUUAACGAUAUCCUUGAUUUCAGUAAAGUUGAAGCGGGGAAGAUAGAACUGGAACGAAUCCCGUUCACAAUAGCAGAAGUGGUUGCCGACGUAGCACGCAUGACGUCAUGCGUAGCGGAGCCUAAAGGACUGGCCCUCGAAGUUGAAGUGACCGAUGAAGGACAGACGCUUGUGAUAGGAGAUCCAAAUCGUUUGAGUCAAAUACUCAUAAACUUGACAAACAACGCAAUCAAGUUCACUGAAAGGGGAAAGGUGACAAUACGGGUCCGCCGAAUAUCAGCAUUAAGAAAACCUCUCUCACGCGCGGCAAGUGAGGUUGGCGAUAGUUUAGAUGGAACAGAUAGAUCACAUAGCGAUGACAAUCAAAGAGAGGCCCACCCUUCAAGCAUACCUUUCCUGUUCGAGGUAAUUGAUACUGGGAUUGGAAUAUCACCGGAAGCGCAGAAACGGCUCUUCGUGCCUUUUUCGCAGGCAGACUCGUCAACAACCAGGAAAUUUGGGGGAACAGGGCUGGGGCUCUCGAUUUGUAAAUCGUUUGUUACAUUGAUGAACGGGUUGAUCGAUGUGGAUAGUACGGAGGGUCAUGGGUCAAGGUUCUACUUUAUGGUCGAGUUCCCUGUCGUGGAAUCAAAUCAUCCGAAUCCUCCACCCAAUGGCUGCGUGACAGCGGCCUCCCACAGUCCUUUUACCAGCAACUCAACACUGACGGACGGGCCAGAAGCUACCGAAGCUCUAACCUCAGAUGACAAAUCAACUUUGCGGAUCCUUGUCGUCGAGGACAAUGAUAUGAAUCGAUUGAUAUGCGCUAAAAUGUUGCAAAAACUGGGCUAUGCGCAAAUAACACUUGCUGUAAACGGCAAGGAAUGUAUUGAUUUGAUAAAAGCUGUAAGCGCCGAACGCUCGUCGUCGAAUCCCUCGUCACAUUCCAAUAUGUCUGCCUUCGACGUAGUACUAAUGGAUUGCCAGAUGCCUAUAAUGGAUGGAUUUGAGGCUACUCGUGAGAUCAGGGCCAAACACCUUUUGGAUGAAUAUGUGCCCAUUAUUGCAUUGACGGCUAAUGCCUUAGAAGGAGAUAGAGAGAGAUGUCUGGAGAGUGGAAUGGACUUCUUUCUCACAAAACCGGUGGUAAUGGAAGAUUUAAAUAUCAUGGUACAGACGGCGGUGAGCGUAGCCAGAGAGAAACGGCACUCGAUUUUGUGAUAUGACAUACCUUUUUGGAACUGGAUUUCAUGUAGAUACCUUACUGUAGAUAGAAUCUAGAGACUGCACUCUUAUUUGGGUCACCAUAUCGGGGAUAAAUUUGUGAUGAAAAUAUUCAAUUGCGAACAUGACGAUCUGCGACGCUCUGGGAGCAGAAAGUUCUGCUAUUUGAUGCAAAGUAAUAGGGG